This is a messenger RNA of Phytophthora nicotianae INRA-310, 916 nucleotides long. RefSeq lists its product as hypothetical. Bases 35 to 817 code for a protein of 260 amino acids. The record is from RefSeq and is a predicted model, not a curated record. NCBI's taxonomy places the organism in Eukaryota, Oomycota, Peronosporomycetes, Peronosporales, Peronosporaceae. Gene Ontology annotation, cellular component: mitochondrion. The transcript has 3 exons.
UCAGAUUCCGGUGACUCACAGCUCAAGACGCAAGAUGAUCGCUCGAGCUGGGAUCGCUGUUGCUUCCGUUCCGCGGGCGCAAGUUCUCGCCGCACUCCCGCAGCACUUCCAGAGCCUCGUGGCAUCGCAGACCCUCGCAAAACAUAAUUCAGUGAAAGCCUCGCUUGGCAGCAUCAGGUCAACACACCCAGCGGCUUGUUCAGCGAUUCAGGUUGUCCCUGCUGGUCGUCGCUGCUUCACUACCGAUAGUAGCGACACGCCGCUUCAUUUUGACACUCACAACGUCGUCAAGAGUCUGCAAGACAAAGGUUUCUCACCAGAUCAGUCGGAAGCUAUUCUGCAGGUGAUGAAAGAUGCCAUGGCCGACUCAUUGGAGGCCCAAUCACGCAUCUUGGCCACGAAAUCCGAGCAUGUGGAACUCAAGGCGGAACUGUCCGAGCGAGUUUUCAACUCCACUCUCAAGUUCGGUAAGCCUACGAGGUUACUGAGAAAAUUGAGCUGGCAUUUUAUGGACUGUAAACACUUGUGGUGCUAUAUAGAUAUUGCACAGCGCCAUUCGCGAGAGCUGCUGGAGCGCGACUUCAACACACUGAAGCAGGAUAUUCGCAUGCUGGAAAAGAUCGACUUCGACAAGAUCCGCAUGGAGAUUGCAGAGCUCGAGAAGAAGUUUUUGCUGCAGAAGCAAGCGGAGGACGAAACUUUGAAUGAGCUCCGACUGUCUAUGGAGAAGGUAGAGAAGCGCAUGCUCCAGUACGCGGUGGGUUUUGCCGGUACCAUCAUGGCUGUGGGCGCCGCGUUGCUACGUUUAGUCCUAUAAAACUUAAAACAAAAUGAGGCCAUUUGUUCUAUGAUGCCCAACGCACAGGACGCACAUGAUAGCGUAAUGUACACUUGUAUUCCUGAGCGCAGACUGCGC